UACUGGAAGCGCAAGCGUGUGUUAUUAAAGCUUGUGCACGCGGAACAGCGCUGGUUUACUUCGCAGCAAAAUAAAACAACACACAUUCCUUCAGUUUAGCUGAUGGUCGGUCGGGUGCUCACCUUAACUGUGCUGUUUAAAUGCACCGAGCAAGGAGGUGGGGCUUAGAAGAAGGCGUUCGUCUAGCGUCUUGAUUGGUCAUCUGUGUUUGGAGUGGGUGGUGCUCUGAAAGCUAACCACGCCCAUCACACUUAAGUGUGUAGGACGGUCCCAUCAUGCCAGUUGAACUGGUGAUGCCUCUUUACCUGUCGAGCGAUGACUUCCAGAGCAGGAUGUCUGGGAAGUGUAAGAUGCCCUUACGUCCAUGUCUGCACACGAGUACAGUCACUCAGUUUGGCUUCCACUCUCCUCUGCCGCAGUCCGAGUCUCGGGAGCGGGCUCAUGGCAAGGUUAAAAAGCAGGUGUCAUUUGCUGACCACAAAGGCUUGGCCCUUGCUGUGGUGAAGGUCUUCUCUGAGUUCGACGACCCCAUUGAUAUCCCGCUCAGCAUCCAGCAGCUUUUUGUUUCUGCACUCAACGUCUCUGAGGAGGAUGACAAGCUGGUGCUGGGCUUCUCUCAGCCGAGCGCAGAUUAUCUGCAGUUCCGCCAGCGGCUGGAGCGAGACUCGGUCUGCCUCGAACACUGUGUCCUGAAGCACAGGGCCAUUGCGGGGACGAUCAAGGUCAAAAACCUGUCCUACCAAAAGGCUGUAAAGGUGCGCAUCACGUUCGAUGCAUGGAAGAGCCACAUUGAUAUUGAGUGUCAGUAUGUUAAUGACGCGUACUUGGGCUCUGAGUGGGAUACCUUCUCAUUUGAGGUGAAUUUACCAGGCCGGAUGCUUCCGCAUGAGCAUGUCGAGUUUGCUGUGUGUUACAUGGUGGAAGGAAACACGUACUGGGACAGCAACCAGGGCCAGAACUAUAAAAUCACCCACUCUGCUUUGAAGAAGAAGAGCACUAGUGACAUGAGCAACGGUGAUCAGCACUACAGUGACUGGGAUGCGUACUUUGACGGAUUCGGCAACCCGAGGUGUUCAAACAGCAUUUUUACCGAGUGGCGAAGCUACACCGGUUACGAGGACCUCGGCCCAUAUUACUGACUUGUGUGUCAUGAGACAUAUCCAGCCAGCAUAGAUUUAUGAAGAAUAUGAACUCAGGAAGUGAUCUUUUACAUUGAAGGACUAUUUUAGCCAAAGUAUUCAAUCUAUAAUUACUUUUCUAAAAUGUAGUCAAUAAGGCAAUGUUUCCUGUCUGCUGUAAUAGCACUGCAUUAAAGAGCAAUAAGCUCUUAGCUUAUCUAAGAGCUCAUUUUCAUUUUAUGAACUUGUUCUGAGACAAACAAGUGAUUAACUACAAUACCAACAGGAAAGCAAACAUCAAACAUGCCUUGACUAAUCAAAUUCAUUUCAGGAAAAAUGUGACAGUUUUGUUUACACCAACUGGUGCAAUAAUGACCUCUAACAUCUGGAUAAAUUAUCUGUCCGUGUUUUUGAGUUGUAUGCAAUAUACAAAUAUGGAAUAUGUCCAAGAGUUUGUGGAAUGAAGGUCAGUUUGCUGCUACCCUUUACGAGGGCUUGAGCAUCUCCAUGGACUGUUCAUUCAGACCGUUUACUGGGAUGUGUGGGUUUAUUAAAUAAUAGAAGUAGCUUUAAUAGUAAAGCGCACAUAUAGAAUAAUGGAGAAUAGUCAUUUAAGUUUAAAUAAUAAAGUUUUUUUUUUCCUGUUACACUGGAAGAUGUUUGUUUAAACCUUAGCUUUUAUAUUCAAGCAAAGAUCAAAUCUGUCAAUAUGCAAAGAAAAAAAUUAUAAUGGUAAAAUAUCCACAGUGUCUGUAAUGAAUUUUUGUAUGUUUGUUCGUGUAAUCCAAUGGGCCUUUGAACCGAUCAGGACUACAGAUGUUCUUUCUUAUGCAAUAUAUUAAGAUUUAAAUAAUGACAUAGAAAUGGCAGCUUGGGUCUGUGUGGUAUGAUUUUGUUAUUUAAUUCAAAAGAUGAUUUCCCGUCAUCAUAAAGUGCAAGCUAUGAGUUUUAAGCAUUAACCUACAGUAUCAUCCCUGUCACAUAGAAGCAGUGUUUUAAGUCACAGUUUUGGCGUUUUAUCAGGAUUUUGUUCCUUUGUUUGAGUGACUGUUAGAUUAUUGUUUUUACGCACACCUCACCUUGUAACAUAAUUUUGUUGAUGUUUUGGGAUGUUCUGUUAAAUGCUUUUUAGUAUUUUAAUUCACUGCUGUCGAAUAAAGUAUUGUAUUUAUAAAGUAA
Messenger RNA from Clarias gariepinus (North African catfish), 2297 nucleotides. It is a transcript of the gene ppp1r3b, whose product is annotated as protein phosphatase 1, regulatory subunit 3B. Bases 276 to 1139 code for a protein of 287 amino acids. Gene Ontology annotation, molecular function: protein phosphatase 1 binding; glycogen binding. Gene Ontology annotation, cellular component: protein phosphatase type 1 complex. The transcript is spliced from 3 exons. The record is from RefSeq and is a predicted model, not a curated record. Gene Ontology annotation, biological process: regulation of glycogen biosynthetic process. NCBI's taxonomy places the organism in Eukaryota, Metazoa, Chordata, Actinopteri, Siluriformes, Clariidae.